This is a messenger RNA of Protomyces lactucae-debilis, 777 nucleotides long. RefSeq lists its product as uncharacterized. Gene Ontology annotation, biological process: nucleobase-containing compound metabolic process. The record is from RefSeq and is a predicted model, not a curated record. Lineage: Eukaryota; Fungi; Ascomycota; Taphrinomycetes; Taphrinales; Protomycetaceae. The transcript has 2 exons. Bases 1 to 777 code for a protein of 258 amino acids. Gene Ontology annotation, molecular function: nucleic acid binding; 3'-5' exonuclease activity.
AUGACCAAAUAUUCAGGUCCCGGUCGUACAAGGUCUAAGCACACGGACUAUGAGCGCACGGCGCCGGCUUCAUCACAGGCAACGACCACCGCUCCUGGUAGAGGUCAUCACCAACCCAGAGGUGUCGCAACAGAUCGCUUCGUGCAGAAGCUCGUGAGGCCCAUGGCCCUGUCAGGGAAGUAUGCAGGCCGCUCGCUAGACAUACUCUAUACGAACGACCCAUAUCUUGCGGAUGAAUUCUGUGCUCUCCAUAUCGAUAAGCAAGGCUGUACGCAUGUAGGGUUUGACCUAGAGCAUCGCCCACACUUUGCUCCGGGGAGCAAGGCGAAUGUGGCACUUCUUCAAUUCGCACCAUUAAUGCCAGCCUUGAGUACAACCUACCCGGUUCUCCUCUACUCGCUUUAUCACGCCAAUGCUACUCUACCGCUCUCGCUUCUCUGCCUCCUCAGCAAUACCGCUAUCUCAAAGCAUGGUGUAGGUAUCUCCGGAGAUUUGCGCCAUCUAGCGUAUCUAGAGCUGCCUCAAGAAUGUCGUUCCUCAUACAAAGAACUAGAAAGGGAUGUCAAGUCCGUUAUGCCACAUCAUCCUGGAGGACGCAGCCUCAAAGCACUCAUAACGAGCUUGAUGGAUCCCCCAUGCGCAGUACUCAAGACGAAAAGGUUGACAAUGACAAACUGGGAGAAGAAAGAUCUCUCAAACGAUGAAAUCGCAUACGCAGCAAUGGAUGCUCUCUGUGGAGUGUUGCUAUGGGAAAUUAUUGACACGCAGCGUGGGUGA